ACACGUCCUCGCCCAGUUCGUGACGCAGUCCCGCUCUUCCUCCUUGGCGUCUUCCUCCCCUGGGCUGUUCCGGAUGAGACGCCUCCCUCCUUCCGCCCCUCUGAUCCUCUUAUCAGCGAGUAAGCGGCCAAGAUGGAUGUUGUAAACCAGUUGGUGGCCCAAGGGCAGUUCACGGUUCUCAAACAACCGUUGGGAUUUAUCAAAAUUCUACAAUGGAUCUUUGCGAUCUUCGCCUUCUCGACAUGCGGCAGCUACUCCGGCAUGUUGAAGAUGAGCGUGGAGUGUAAAAACCGGUCGGAGAGUGACCUAGCCAUUGAAGUAGAAUUCGAAUAUCCGUUCAGGCUCCAUCAGGUUUACUUUGAUGCCCCCACCUGUAAGGGAGGGAAGCCUGAGCGUCUAUUCCUGGUCGGGGACUACUCCUCCUCGGCUGAGUUCUUCGUCACCAUCGGUGUCUUUACCUUCCUCUACUCUAUGGCAGCCCUCUCCGUAUACUGUUUCUUACUGGAGAAGUACCGUGAAAACGCCAAGGGGUGCAAGAUUGACUUUGUUGUGUCAGCGGUAUUUGCCUUCAUGUGGCUGGUGUCUUCAUGUGCUUGGGCUAAAGGCCUGUCUGAUGUGAAAACCGCCACCGAUCCAGAGAAGGUCAUCACUCUCAUUGACGCCUGUGAAGAACCAGGGAAUCGCUGCCGUGAAGUCUACGACCCCAAGGUCUCCGGCCUCAACACCUCCGUGGCAUUUGGCUUCAUCAACCUGAUCCUGUGGAUAGGAAACCUGUGGUUUGUGUUCAAGGAGACCGGCUGGAUGGCUGCCUUCUCUGGGACAUACGUCCCAUCACAGGAAAAGCAGCCCGCCCCCGAAUCCUUCGACCAGGGAGGCUAUGCCCAGCAGGACCCCUAUGCCGGCUCCCAGGGAGGUUACCAGCCCGAAUACGGCCAGCAGGGAGGCUACACCGAGGAAGGAGGAUACAGUCAGGGCUAUGAGCAGCAGCCCACCUCCUACUCUAAUCAAAUGUGAGCCUGUCCAGCCGAACCACAGCUGCAGGAUGGGUGACAUUGUGAUUUUGGAAUGUGGUUCUCGACCACCGCCUGCAUUUCCACACUCCUCUGUUUGUCUGUUUGUGUAUCUGUGAGUUGGCAGGCGGAAGGGGGGGGGGGGAGCCACGGAGGGCAGGAACUGCUGGGGUCGGGGGAGGGGGACACCACGGGGGAAAGGGGUCUUUGCUGUAACAUGAUGUUUAUUCUCGUGAUGUAUUUAACUGUAGAAGACAACGGAGGAUUGUCUGUUUGGUUAUACGAGGAAAAACUUGAAUACAAAUACCAAAACAUUCGUUGACGAACAUUUAAGAGAAAUCUUGUAAUGGAAAAAGACUUACAUUUAUGGAGAAAAAAAAAAAAUUGUAGUAAUAUUUAACUUGGGAGAAUGUAUUUGUCUGUGCUGUGUAAAUAUCAACAUGCUGAUAUAUAUGAUUAUAUGUACACAGUUGGAUAUUUGUGCACUCCAUAAAAGUUGUUAUACAACAAAUGUUGAGCACAGAGUUAUUCAAUUGCAUUUACUUUGGUUCUGUUUAGGAGCUCACAUAGUUUAGCCUUCGCCCUUCAAUCCCCUAAAUUAUUCAUAUACCGCAAUGUUUUCAUUUAUUCAUCUCAGUCUAUCAAAAAAGAUUUUUUUUUUACUUUUUUAAAUUUGAGAUUUAUUAAUGGAGGGCAAGGCUGCUGAAAAUAUGGCGGCAAACGUUGAAAGAAAAACAGAAUAAUCAAUAUAUAAAGUGAGCAGAGUCGUUUAUAGAAAUAACAGUGAAUAUGUGUUUAGCAGGUUUUAAGUAUGUUGUUUCAACGUUAUGUUUUUAUAUCUAUUUUUCCAUCAGAUGUCACUAUCAAGCGAGGAUGAACUCUUCUGAAAAGCACAACAUUUUAAAUCCUGACUUAUAAGAUCAAACGUUGCAUCAGGUUAAGGAAAUUAGUGAGCAUGGUAGCGUCUCAUAAUUGCUGUGCUGUUUCAGAAACCGCUAUAGUGCGCUAUCAGUGUGAGAAUUGUGAAGCGGGGCAGUGAACAACAGAUUUAGCGAUGUGUGUGUUUAUUUUGUUUGUUUGGAUUUAUGUAAUGGGAUUGGAACUGAUGUCGUCAAUGAAUCCUCGUCCUGUUUUCAUCGCCUGUUAUGUGGUCCCGGAACGUUUAAGACAGAGUCAUAUAGUUUUUUAACUGGUGUUUCUAUUCUAUCCCACUGUAAUCAGAGACGUAUACAUACUCACGUUAACAUUAACUGUAGGCAAAUGAGAAUAAAGUAUAUUAAAGGACUAAACACAUAUUAUCAUGAGACGAUUUGAACAAUAUGUCUUCAUAUAUGCUUCUCCUGCAUCCUCAAUUUCCUUCUUUUUCCCUUCUGUUUCUAAAUUUACUGCAUGCAUCUUUAUAACCUAAAGCAUCCCUAAACAUAUUUGAGAGGCUUAAAGCUACAGGAAGGUUAGACUCCACAGUAAUACCGGGCUAUGUUGGAACCAUCAUAGUGGCACAGCACGUACAGCAGCUCUGCUAUAUUCUACUCAAAGCACAAAGUAAGUGCUGCAAUAAUUACUUUUUUUUUUUUCCAGAUAUAAAUACCUACCCUACUGCCAAUCCUCUGUUUGGAUACACCAGCUCGUGUUUGCCAAAUGGUUAGAGAUGCGUCUUGAUGGUAGUUUUGCUUCCACAGUCCUCCCCAGGAUGAGUUGUUAUCCAUCUCCAGUGUAUAUCGAUCCAUUGCACAGCCUUGGAUUCAUAUAUUUAUUUUUUAUUUUUUGAAAUCCUUUUAAUCAGGGUUAUUUGAUUCAGGCGGUGUAGAAGCACCUGGCUUUCUCUCUUCCUCUAGUCCUCCCCACAUGUUCUUUUUUCUCUCUCUCUCUCUCUCUCUCUCUCUCUCUCUCUCUCUGUCUUUCUCUCUCUUUCACUGUAGCUCUUAUAAAUACGCUGAAAUGAAAUGAAAUAUACUCUGUCGUUAGUGGUGAAUGAUGUCUUGUGGUACUCUCUCUCUCUCUCUCUCUCUCUACGCCCUUGGAUAGUGCUGUGUUUAUUGUGUAUGAUGUAUUCAUAUUAGUAUUUAUGAUAAUGAUAAGUCCGAGAAAAAAAAUAUCCAAGACUCUCCAGAAUUCUUCUGUAUUCUUAUUAUAUGGGAUCCAUGUGAAACAAAAAUGAAAUAAACUUGAAAUUAUUCUCUUGAAGGUUAAAA
This is a messenger RNA of Etheostoma spectabile (orangethroat darter), 3202 nucleotides long. RefSeq names its product synaptophysin b (gene sypb). Bases 133 to 1014 code for a protein of 293 amino acids. Gene Ontology annotation, cellular component: presynaptic active zone; synaptic vesicle membrane; synaptic vesicle. The record is from RefSeq and is a predicted model, not a curated record. NCBI's taxonomy places the organism in Eukaryota, Metazoa, Chordata, Actinopteri, Perciformes, Percidae. The transcript is spliced from 7 exons.